AUGAACUCUGUCAAGAAGGUCCUUUCGCGCCGCUCGCACUCGGGCGAUGACUCGUCGGACGAUGGUCGUCUGUCGUCGUCGACUGCCCCCACCUCCAACCCCGGCUCGCCCGUUCAGCGCCAGAAGGAGAUGGGCACUCUGACCGGUGCUGGUGUUGGUGCCGCCGGUGUUGGUGCCACCACGGCCACCACCAACGGCACCCACACCCGCGAGACCACGGGCGACAAGAUCAAGGACAAGAUCGAGCACGGACUUGGCCGAUCUGCCGACGUGCACGCCAAGGACGGCAGCAUCCGUCACAAGCACGGCCACGAUGUGCUGGCCAACAAGCACCUCGACCUGUCCAACGGCGAGGUUGUGCAGGACGUGCAGCACCUUGCACCCGUGACGCACCAGACUCACCAGCGCCACGAGGUGGAGGAGGUUCUGCGUCAGAAGGAGCACCACCGUCAUGUGCACCACAUCCAGCACCACACCCAGCCCGUUCUCGACUCGGAGCACGCGGCUGAGCAGGUGCACAACAAGAUCCACCCCGUGACCAAGGUGCACGAGACGCACGCUUCGACCGACAAGGACGCUACGCUGCUUACGAGCGUGGCGGGUCAGCAUGCGGACAAGUACGCCGAGGCCCCUCUGCACCGCCAGGUGAUCGACAAGGGCGAGGUGGUUAAGGAGCACAUCCACCACCACAUUCACAACGUCGUCCAGCCUAUCAUUGAGAAGGACACGCACGAGUACCACCGCAUCCAGACCACCAUCCCCACGCACGUGGUGACCCACGAGGCACCCAUCGUGCACGAGUCCACCCACCACAAGGCCGUCUCCAAGGACGAGUUCCUGUCGGGUGGUGGCAACCUUACCAACUCGAUCCGAUCGAUCCACGAUGCCAAGCUGCUCAACACGGGCAAGUGCGACCGCAAGGUCGAUGGCCUCGCCGAGAAGCUCGAGCGCGAACUCGGUGUCAAGCCCACCCUCACCUCGACUGUCGAUGCGCGCAACACCCCCGCCGUUGUCUAA
Messenger RNA from Moesziomyces antarcticus, 1017 nucleotides. RefSeq lists its product as uncharacterized. The record is from RefSeq and is a predicted model, not a curated record. Bases 1 to 1017 code for a protein of 338 amino acids. NCBI's taxonomy places the organism in Eukaryota, Fungi, Basidiomycota, Ustilaginomycetes, Ustilaginales, Ustilaginaceae. The transcript has a single exon.